Molecule: messenger RNA, 1696 nt
Organism: Hibiscus syriacus
Lineage: Eukaryota; Viridiplantae; Streptophyta; Magnoliopsida; Malvales; Malvaceae
Product: cytokinin hydroxylase-like
Exons: 7
Coding region: 20-1618 (532 amino acids)
Molecular function (GO): iron ion binding; monooxygenase activity; oxidoreductase activity, acting on paired donors, with incorporation or reduction of molecular oxygen
Source: RefSeq, a predicted model, not a curated record
UAAAGAAGAAGAAGAAAAAAUGAACUCUUUUCUUUGUUUUGUUUUACAAGCUUGGGAUCCUACAAGUUCCUGUGAAUUUUCCCGGGAAACUUCUCGUUUUCUCAGAGAAUAUGCUAUUUGGGAAAUCAACGCUUUUCUCUGGAUUUCUCUUAUAUCCAUCACUUAUUUUCUUACUCACAGGCUGUUUAAGCUCUUUAAGUUGUGGAAUCAGGGUUCUAAGAUCCCAGGCCCUCCUCCUCCUUCCUUUUAUGGCCAUUUCAAUACUCUCUCCAAGCAAAAUCUCACAGAGGUAUUGUCAGAUUCACAUGGGGAAUAUGGUUCAAUUGUGAAGCUAUGGUUGAGUCCAAAUCAGCUUUUGGUUUCAAUGAAAGAACCAGAAGUCAUCAAAGAGAUGUUGUAUAAGGCUAAGGAUAAACUUCCAUUGACAGGGAAGGCUUUUAAUUUGGCCUUUGGACAGUCCACCCUAUUUGCUUCCUCUUUUGAUAAGGUAGAAAAGAGAAGAGAGUCAUUGGCAUCUGAAUUGAAUGUAAAGUUUCUUGAUAGAGCAAAUUUAAUCCCGACCAGGGCUGUCGAGCGUAUCAUGGCGGAAUUACACCAGAACAUGGCCAAAGGACGUGUUGAUUGUAAAAUGGCUUCUCAGCAUAUGGCUUUCACUUUGCUUGGCGCAACAAUCUUUGGUGAAAUGUUCUUGGCUUGGUCAAAGGCUACUAUUUACGAGGACCUCUUGAUGAUGGUUGCUAAAGAUGCAUGCUUUUGGGCCUCGUAUAGUGUUACUCCCUUCUGGGAACGAGGAUUCUGGAGGUAUCGGCAAUUAUGUACAAAGUUGAAAUGCCUAACUAGAGACCUUGUUCAAGAGUGCAGUAGAAAUUACAAGUUUAAUGGCCAUCUUAAUGUAAGAGAUGAACCUUAUGGCAAUAUUAUGGGCAUGCUGUUUCAUGGAUGCUUAACGACUGGAGGUUUGAUCGGUAAUAUGUUGAUGAGGCUUGUUACACAUCCUGAAAUACAGCAGAAGAUCCGCUCUGAGAUAAUCAUGGCAAGGAAAGGUUCAGAGGAAAAAGAUCAACCUCUUGCAGAGAAGAUGCCUUUAUUGUUGGCAACUAUCUAUGAGUCUGCUCGUGUUAUGCCAGCCGGGCCUUUGCUACAGAGGUGUUCCCUGCAACACGAUUUGAGGCUCAAGUCUGGUGUAAUUGUACCGGCUGGAGCAAUAGUUGUUGUACCUGUGCAGUUGGUGCAGACGGAUGAUUCUAGUUGGGGAAAUGAUGCCGGUAAAUUUAAUCCCUAUCGUUUUCUGUGUAAGACUGAAAAAACAUCCGCUUCGCUGAAUAUGGAUACAUCCAUUGCAGGACAUGCUGAAGAACUGAAGGAUCAAAGGAAGAGUUCUUUUGUUUUGAAUGAUCCGAAUGAGAAUGCAGCUUUUCUUCCCUUCGGUGCCGGUACACGAUCCUGCGUUUACCAGAAAUUUGUCAUUCAAGGAAUCGCAACAUUGUUUGCUUCCUUGCUCGAACAGUACGAGGCGAGGCUUAAUCCAAGAUCGAAGACAAAUUCAAAACCAUCGUCAACCGACUCAAUUUCCCAAGAUUUUCUGAGUUCCAAACUAGUUUUCGUGAGGAAUAAUUGAAAGUCAUACAUAACAUAUGCUUACAUACAUACUAUCAUCCUUGUACCUUAGUUAUGUCUCCAGUUAUGUUUUUCCUCA